Ilex paraguariensis (yerba mate) is the source of this 507-nucleotide messenger RNA. The record is from the annotation of a GenBank genome assembly. NCBI's taxonomy places the organism in Eukaryota, Viridiplantae, Streptophyta, Magnoliopsida, Aquifoliales, Aquifoliaceae.
AUGCUUAAAGGAUGGGCUAGUGCAAUUUGGGUGUUCAUUCAUAAGGUGGAUCUAUGUGCUUCAGGGUGGUGUGACGAGGACGGGAGUGGGGGAUGGCCUAUUCGCAAGCAACAACAAAACCAGCCCUAUGAAGUCAUAAUAGAAUCUCCACCUGCUUCUUAUUACGAGUGGCGUGGUGGCAUGGCAAACAUAUGUUUUCGACGUCCUAGGAAUCCUAUAAUUGGUGAUAAAUUUAGUAGUAGGCAUGGGCAGAAAGGUGUUUGCUCUCAACUGUGGCCAGAUAUUGACAUGCCGUUUUCAGGAGUUACAGGAAUGCGUCCAGAUCUUAUUAUCAAUCCUCAUGCAUUUCCUUCGAGGAUGACAAUUGCAAUGCUUUUGGAGUCCAUUGCUGCUAAGUGUGUCCAUGACAUGGGUCUAAAUGUGAUCCCUGUCACAGUCCCUGGGACAGAGGGGCACCAGAGCAUGUCUGAUUUCAUGAUUUUCAAGUCUUCCAUUGAAGCACACUGA